This is a messenger RNA of Haemonchus placei, 5040 nucleotides long. The record is from the annotation of a GenBank genome assembly. NCBI's taxonomy places the organism in Eukaryota, Metazoa, Nematoda, Chromadorea, Rhabditida, Trichostrongylidae.
AUGGAUGAUCCAAGCCAGAGGGAUGAUGACGUAUGUCUUCAAUUUUUCAACGACAGCAUAUCAUACGACAACGAUGCUAAGAGAUACGUCGUACAACUUCCUUUCAAAGCAGAUCCUCGUCAUCUUCCAGACAAUUACUCAAUGGCAUACUGUAGGUUGGCAACACUUCAAAGGACGCUACUACAGAAUCUCGUCUAUAUGAAGAAAUAUCACGAUAUCAUCAUCGACCAAUUAAGGAAGGGCAUAAUUGAAAAGGUUCCAGAAAACGAUUUACGAUCCCCUUGUCAUUAUCUUUCUCAUCAUGGAGUAGUAAAAAGGAACGAGAUGGAAAUUAAACUCCGCUGCGUCGCAGAAGGAAAGGACUUUUAUCAAGCGUCAAGAGAUCUCUUCCAGAAGGCAGGUAUGAAUCUUAGAGGAUAUGUGAGUAAUGACAAGGACCUUAACAACUUCUUCGAAAUAAACGGAGACCGAAUCACAACUUCUCAACAGAAACUUCUAGGACUUCAGUGGGAUACUACAACAGAUGAGAUAUCCAUCCCGUUACCGUUUAUACAGUUAUCUUCUAGACAGUCUAGAAAUUGGACAAAAAGAAAAGUUCUCAAGGAGAUCGCUAGCAUUUACGAUCCUCUAGGAUUUCUUACCCCCACGACCCUCCUGGGAAAACUAUUCCUACAAUCGUUAUGGAAAGCACAGAAAGGCUGGGACGACAUUCUCUCUCCAGAACAACACGCACAAUGGUUACGAAUCACUGAAUCCUGGAAUGCCCCCCAAAUAUCAUUUAGACGGCAACUUUUCUCCAAUGAUCACGACAGCUUUGCUACCUAUGAUCUUCAUGUCUUUGUCGAUGCUCCCGCCGAUGCCUACUGCGCUGUUGCCUACAUGGUUCGACAUCUCCAACAUAAUGGAAGAGAAGCCUCACUCAUAAUGGCAAAGUCCAGACUAGCCCCCCUCCAUCAGACCAUUACCAUUCCCCGCCUUGAACUGUCUGCUUUAGCAGUUGGAGUGAAGCUCAUCACCUAUGUCUCACAACAAAUGGACAUUUCCUUUGAACAAAAGUUUCUGUGGACUGAUAUCACGGUGGCCUUGACUUGGACUAAGAGUGACAGACAAGUUCCCGUAUUUGUUCGCAAUCGCGUCAAAACCAUUCAGGACCACACUACAGACGUAACAAUAAACUACGUCCCCACAAACAGCAACCCAGCAGAUAUUGGUACUCGCGGAGCUACUACAAUUGAACUUCGAAAAAUGUCAUUAUGGUGGAAUGGCCCUCCAUUCCUGACAAAGAACCCAGAACGCUGGAUGGAACAAUCAACAACACCGAGCCGUGCACAUCAUACUGAGGAUCACGAUGUCAGCGAAGGCGUUCUAAUGGCGAUCACUAAAAACAACAACCAACGUGAUAACCUUGUACUUCAUCAAGUUGUCGACUGCACGAGGUUUAGCAAAUGGAAGAUUCUUCUCAACACCAUGACGAAGGUUCUACAUUUUCUUGUAGCAAAAUCCAAAAAGGCUGCAUCCAUUUUCGGAACGAAUCAUAUACAACUGAUCCGAAAGGCCGAAGUCGUUCUACUACGUAUCGCACAACAGGAAGUGCCACCAACUGAAGACCAAAAGGUACAACUUCACCUAUUCCAAUGCGAGAAGACCUUAUUAUGGAAAUCAGAAGGACGAAUCAACAACGCCAAUCUACCACAGGCCGCAGUUACUCCUACGUUUCUUCCGAAUGGGCAUCACAUCACUAAACUCCUCAUCUUGUACACUCAUGGCGAGAAUAACCACUGUGGAGUCAACCACACCUUAGCUGAGCUACGUCAGAAAUUUUGGAUUCCUAAAGGAAGAUCUGCAGUAAAAAAGGUUAUAAGGAAUCACUGCUUCCAUUGUAGAAGGUAUAAUGCCAAACCGUUCGCCCUACCCAGAUUCCCCACUCAUCCCACACAACGCGUCACGCAACCCCAAUAUCCGUUCCAGAGAAUGGGAAUGGACUUCUUCGGACCAAUGCAAUACAGGUCGGAUCAUAAUACAACACAAAAAUACUGGAUAUUACUUUUCACCUGUCUCAACUCACGAGCCAUUUAUGUUGACAUCGUUCUCAACAUGACAACUCAAGCAGUACUCCAUGUACUACGUCGUUUCAUUGCAACCGUCGGAUGCCCUACAUGGAUCAUUUGCGAUAAUGCUCUCUCCUUCAAAAAGGUAGCCGAAUGUUACUCUUCAUUUCCAGAGACAACUAUCGACGACGAUAUAAUUGAUUAUCGCACACAGAAAAGGAUACACGUCAAAUUCAUACCGAGUUUGAGUCCCUGGCAAGGAGGACUAUACGAAAAAAUGAUCGAUAUCUUCAAGAAGUCUUUUAGGCACGCUAUUGGCAACAGUCUAUUUAAUAUAGACGAUAUCCGCACAAUAGCAAAAGAAGCCGAAGCAAACGUUAAUACGAGACCACUCACCUACAUCACCGAUGAUCUCGACCAAAAUCCUCUACGCCCCAUUGACUUCUUGCGACCAUCCGCCUUAUUAUGCGGACCUCAACCCGCCGAAAAUCCUUCCGAUGAAUGGCAACCAUGGAGCGAUACCCGAGAUAACCUCCUCAUGGCUUGGCGUCACACCACUGGAAUCUUGGACACCUUUUGGCAAAGAUGGUCAAAAGAGUAUCUCACAUCAUUGAGGGAACAAUUUAGAACCACCCACAAGACGCCCCGAUCAUAUCAGGAAGAACAACCGCGUCUCGGAGAUAUCGUUCUAAUCCAUGAUAGCAGGAAGAAUCACAGGAUCAGGCGACAAUUACAAGAAAUAGAAGAAAUACGCCUAGCGUCGCAGAGAAAUAUCACUCGACCAUUGAAUCUCGUAUGCAAAUUUGAGAUAUCUUCAACCAACGGCUCAUCCCUCGAUAUCGACAAGCCAACAAGCAAACGAAAUGACGAAAGGAACUCCAACAACAACAAAACCAACAGGACUGAUUCGAUCCAUCCGAUGACAACAAGAUCAAAGGCCCGUCAACAGGUGAACACCUUCUUUACAUUCAUCAAUAUCGUGUUAUUUUGUCAGCUCGCUCUCGCCAUCAAUACUCGUUGUCCCACAGAUUUAACGAUCAACAAGACAAUCCUCUACGCAACCAAUUGCGCGAAAGAAGGCGUAGCUGUUGCAAGAUACAAAGAUAUCAAUACAGAAGGACUCUGUUGGUUCCCAGUUAGUUGUCCGUACGGAGCUAUACGAUCCGCAUUCCCCAUGAAGCCCAAUGCGACGCUAUGCGGCAGCUCUUGUGAAUGUCCAACGUGGGCUACUUCAUGCUCCUACACUGAGUCAGACAGAACUACCUUUUCCAGCUUAUCCCUGCUACCUCCAGAUAUAAGAAGCUAUCAGCCAAAGCAAGUUUGUUCCUUCGAGGCAUCUCAGAAAUGCGACCAGAAACGACAAAUAGGAAGCUUUCAUCAAGUUCAAUUAUUUGAUGGCAACGUACUUCUGGUAGAGGAACUAACAAUCGACAUAAAGGAGUAUAUCAGCGAAAUGGACUUCACAUGUGUAGAUAGAAAAAGAUGGAAACGACUGCCCAAACGAUCAAUAACGGGAACCUCACGCUUUUGCGAAAGACAUCGAUGCACACCAAAUGCGAGACUAUUUUGCGCAUACGGCAAUCCUCUAGCGGUACUCGUCAUCAACGCGACUGAUUCAUCGAUGGCGAUUCCAAUCAAAGCAUGGGGAACCGUGACAAAAUCAUUAUUCGGGUUUCCAGAAAUCAAUGCAAUCAAGAAAGAUGAAAAUCUUCAUGUUUUUACUUUGAAAAGGGAGUGCUCACUUGGAGGAGUAACUCUAAACACUGACAACACAGUCGAAGUCGCAGAGGUAUGUAUCAGAAAUUACUGCGUCUUUCUAAGGAAUUGGACAUCGCAGUCAAUAAUAUUCCCAAACGCCUUGAUAAUGUACGACCAUCUGGUCUCAAUCAAAACGUGGAAGAAUGGCGAAUUGCAGCACGACUCCAAACUGACUUGCAAGGCACACGCCAUUUGUGAAACUCUUCAAUGCCACAUUUGUUGGGAAAGGUUAUACAAUUAUCAAUGUUGGUCGUACAAAUACAGUAUUACGAUUCUCCUCAUCAUUGGUCUACUAUUAGCAAUGGCACUAGCAGUCUACCUACUUUCCAAAAUGAUACGCCUUGCCCUUCACGUCAUACGACUAAUAGUACGCUACUGCUGCUCAAUCGGUUAUAUGUCACCAAGGCGACUACAUCAAGCACACCGCUUACCGAAAUAUAUAAAUCGAAGGAAGAGAAACCGACGGAGAGCCUUUGUAUCCUGCACAAUUCUCAUCCUACUUCAACUGACCUGCACCAUUGAUGGAUGUUCCGAAGUUGUCACUAUAACAACAAGAGAAGAAGUCUGCGACUCCGAUGGGAACCAAGAAACUUGCACAUUCAACCACGCCACCACAAUAACACUUCAACCUUUGCAGCAACAAAAUUGCCUGACGCUGAACGAUCCACAAAAUAUACCAAUGGGAAUGUUGACGAUCAAACCGGAAGGCAUCAAAUUCCGAUGCAACAAGAAGAUCGAAUUCUUUACGCGUGAUCAUCAAAUCAUAUCUGAAUCAGUCCACCGAUGCCAUCGCGCAGGAAGUUGCCAUGCAGACGAAUGCCAUAAAAUAAAGGGAAAUGAUAAGCUCGAAGAGUUUUCAGAUACUGCAAAUAAUAGCCCCGGAUAUUCUUCUUGCUCCUUGAGCUGUAGCUGGCUCACGUGCGAUGGUUGCUUUCUUCCCAUACCUAGCUGUCUCUUUCACCGACUCUAUGCUACUCCUACGACGUCAACAGUGUAUAGCGUUUUUCAAUGUCCAAGUUGGGAACUCGAGGUCGACGCAGAAGUAACCCUACAGCAGGAAGACAAAGUAACAACUUCGACAGUAGUGCUACAUCCAGGACGCACGAGUAGCUGGAACAACUUCCACUUUUCUUUGAUUGGCACCAUAACACCACAACUUCCAAUACUGUCAUUCAUACGGAAACAGAACAUCUAUCAUCAAUUCAGCUCAGAGCGGUCUACUACAAAGCCACUC